GUAGAAAAGGAGGCUAAUAAGAGAAAGGCACAAGUCAGCAGCAGAAAAGCUUGCAGUCUAGUUUAAUUUUCUCUCCCCUCAGCUCAGCUCCGCUCCUGAGAUUUCAAAAUCAUAUUUCUCUGCCCACUCAUUCUGCCCUUUUUCUUUCUAACUUUAAUUAUGGCCUCUCAUUUCUUCUUCCUUUGUCUCCUUGUCUUCUUCUUCUUCUUCUUCUCCUCUAGCUCCUUUGUCUCUGCUACUUCUUCUUCUCAAGAUACAAAAGAAACCUCAGAGCACAAGUACCCGUUCAUAAGACGGGCGAGCACAUUUUCAUCAUCAUCAUCAUCGUCGUCGUCGUCAUCGCCAUCGUACGGUGGAAAAUCGUCGACAUCAUCGGGAGGGUACGACUACAUUAUCAUCGGGGGUGGCACGGCAGGGUGUCCAUUGGCAACAACCCUUUCACAACACUUUAAUGUAUUACUUUUAGAAAGAGGAGGUGUACCCUUUGACAACUUUAAUGUGAGUUAUAUGCAAAAUUUCCACAUAUCAUUGGCUGACAACUCAUCAAACUCUGCUGCUCAACUCUUUAUUUCUACGGAUGGAGUUUUCAAUUCAAGGGCUAAGGUUUUAGGGGGUGGCACUUGUAUUAAUGCUGGUUUCUAUACUAGGGCUAGCUCCAGUUAUGUAAAAAGGGCAGGUUGGGAUCCGAAGCUAGUGAAUGAAUCCUACCCUUGGGUAGAGAAACAGAUAGUGCAAAGGCCUAAGCUUGCACCUUGGCAAAAAGCAGUUAGGGAUGCCCUCUUGGAUGUUGGUGUGUCACCCUUCAAUGGAUUCACCUUUGAUCAUAAAUAUGGAACCAAGGUCGGUGGCACUAUUUUCGAGGAGAAUGGCCGCCGCCACACCGCCGCUGAGCUCUUGGCUUCCGCCAACCCCCUAAAUCUCGACGUUCUCAUCCAUGCAACCGUCCAGAAAAUCACUUUUAACACUACAGGAAAAAGGCCAAAGGCGGUAGGGGUGAUAUUCAAAGAUGAAAAUGGGAAACAACAUGAAGCAUUUUUAUCAAAAAGAAGAGGAAGUGAGAUGAUUGUGUCAAGUGGAGCAAUUGGGAGUCCACAAUUACUUCUUCUAAGUGGUAUUGGACCCAAACAAGACCUUAAAAAGUUGAACAUUCCUCUAAUUUAUGACAACAAGUAUGUAGGAGAAGGCAUGCAAGAUAACCCCAUGAACACAAUUUUCGUUCCUUUAAAGAAUCACGUAGAGCAGUCAUUGAUUCAAACAGUUGGGAUAACAAAGAAGGGAGUGUACAUUGAAGCUAGCAGUGGGUUCGGCCAGGCGGAAGACAGCAUCCACUGCCACCAUGGUCUUGCCUCCGCCGAGAUUGGUCAACUCUCAACAGUUCCACCAAAGCGAAGAACACAAGAAGCAAUCCAAGCCUACAAAGACAGGAAACAAGACUUACCCUUUGAGGCAUUCAAAGGUGGUUUCAUCCUAGAGAAGAUAGCUGCACCCAAGUCCAAGGGCCAGCUUAAACUCAUCGACACUAACGUCGACAACAACCCCGCGGUGACCUUUAACUACUUCAGCCACCCCCAAGAUUUACGACGCUGUGUGGAGGGCAUUCAGAUAAUGGAAAGCUUAAUAAAAUCUGCACACUUCAUGAACAACACAGGGUGUGAUGAGGAAACUACUCAAAAAUUGCUUAACAUGAGUGUUAAGGCCAACAUUAAUCUCAUCCCUAAGCAAACCAAUGACACUAAGUCUUUAGAGCAGUUUUGCAAGGAUACUGUGAUUACCAUUUGGCAUUACCAUGGAGGGUGCCAUGUUGGCAAAGUGGUGAACCACGACUACCGAGUUCUCGGUGUUGAUAGGCUCCGAGUUAUUGAUGGAUCCACCUUUCGGAUAUCCCCUGGAACCAAUCCUCAAGCAACUGUCAUGAUGAUGGGAAGGUACAUGGGAAUCAAGAUCUUAAAGGGAAGAUUAGGACGAGGAGCUAAAAUUGUAUAGGAAAUGAGCAUCAUUAUUUAGGGAGGUAACCGUGGAUUUUGUUGGCAGUACGUUGUGGAAGAUUGGUUAAGUUAGAUUAACAGGCAUUUCAUUUUGUUAUUUGUUAGUUACAAUAUUUGUAAUUCUUGGCAACCACUAAAACAUGUAUAAAUAUACUUAUGUAGGCUUUGCCGAUUCUUAAUUAGAUAAAUAUAUCAUUUGUCGA
Messenger RNA from Spinacia oleracea (spinach), 2188 nucleotides. Its product is annotated as protein HOTHEAD. The record is from RefSeq and is a predicted model, not a curated record. The transcript is spliced from 6 exons. NCBI's taxonomy places the organism in Eukaryota, Viridiplantae, Streptophyta, Magnoliopsida, Caryophyllales, Amaranthaceae. Gene Ontology annotation, molecular function: flavin adenine dinucleotide binding; oxidoreductase activity, acting on CH-OH group of donors. Bases 160 to 1983 code for a protein of 607 amino acids.